Salvia miltiorrhiza (redroot sage) is the source of this 2412-nucleotide messenger RNA. RefSeq lists its product as uncharacterized. Bases 1 to 2412 code for a protein of 803 amino acids. Gene Ontology annotation, molecular function: zinc ion binding. NCBI's taxonomy places the organism in Eukaryota, Viridiplantae, Streptophyta, Magnoliopsida, Lamiales, Lamiaceae. The record is from RefSeq and is a predicted model, not a curated record. The transcript has 3 exons.
AUGACGGAGUGGAAGAAUAUUAUUGUAAAUUAUGGAGGAUAUUGGAAUGAUAUUCUUUACAAUGGUGGGAGUGCAACAUUUUGUUACAUUCGAGCCGAUAAAAUAUGCAUUUUGGAGUUGAGACAAAGUAUUGACUAUUAUCUGGUUGCCAACUCUUUGAAUCCAAGCUACGAUCUAUAUUAUUUAUCAAGAACUCGAUGUGGUAGGCUGAUCCAGUCUCUGUUAAGCAACGAUGAACAACUUUUUCGAUUAUGCACCACUGAGGUCGAGCCACAGGUUUAUGUGACUUUGAAAGAGAGCACUUUUCCACCGCCGCAGCAAGAAGUGUAUCGACCUUCAGUGGAUAUACCUUUUUCUUCCACUUCAGUCGAUCAUUCCAUCAUAGACCAGAUGAGAGGGUUUGAUUGGUUUUCGGAUUCAACUCCUAAUUCAACCAUGAAUCAUCACACUAUGAGAUCUGUUGGGGAUGAUGACGUUGAUGAUGAUGAGUACGUCCCAUCAACAGAUUCUGAUGGGGAUGAUGAAGAGGAAGAAGAAGCAGAGGAGCGAGAGUCAGCUCGAGUCCAGGAGUUGAGGAAUUGGUUAGUUCCGGUUAUUCCAGAAGAUUUUACAGAGAAUCGUUUUGCUGGUAGACUUGCUGACAUACCAAAUCCCGACGAACUAACUGAAGGUUCGAUAUUCGAAAGCAAAGAACUUCUGAAGCUAGCUGUUGGCUUGUGGCAUUUGGAACAUCGAGCAGAAUUCAUCAUUCCUCGUUCCGACCUGGAUAGGAUUACUUUCAAAUGCAAAUAUCGGAAUCGGUGUCCAUUUCAGUUACGAGCCACUCAGCAGGGAUCUUUUUGGUUUAUUCGCAAGUUUGGGCCUGCGCAUACUUGCAUUGGGGACAUGGUAAACACUGGUGUGCGAAAGUUCCAUGCUCGAGUCAUCGCAGCACAUAUUGCAAAGAAAAUGCGUGAGGAUGGUGAAAUCGUGAAGCCGAUGACUAUUAUGGCCGACCUACAGCGGGAAUAUGGUGUGAAAAUCAGUUACAGUGUGGCAAUUCGAGCAAGAAAUGGUGCCGUUGAGAUGAUAUAUGGGGGGCACAAAGAAUCGUAUUCAUUGCUCCCUGCCUACUUACACAUGUUAAGGACGUGCAAUCCAGGAUCAUUGACAGACUUGGAAAUUGAUGCUAGUGGUCGGUUCAAGCACCUUUUUGUGGCACUAGGUUCAUGUAGACUGGCAUAUACUAUGUGCCUAAGGCCAGUAAUUGUGGUAGAUGGCACACACUUGAAGGGACGUAACAAAGGUAUAUUGUUUGUUGCAGUGACGAAGGAUGGCAACGAACAAGUCUUUCCCUUGGCAUUCGGUGUUGGGCCUAUAGAGAAUGAUGAAUCAUGGAUGUGGUUUUUGUCUCGACUGAAGUCAGCUUAUGGUGAGAAUUCAGAAAUGUUGAUUGUUUCUGAUGCACAUGUUAGUAUAGCGAAUGCUGUGAAAGCUGUAUAUCCGGAGGUUGCACAUGGUUUGUGUUACUACCAUCUGUUGAACAAACUCACUCGAUUUGGCAAGGCAGCAGUUGCACUAUAUCAGAAAGCAGCUUAUGCAUAUAGAGAAAGAGAGUUUGAUGCUGCGAUGGCAAGUUUAAAAGCUCUUAAGGAAGAAGGUGGAGCUUAUAGCAAAUUGAUGCAGGUUGGCCCGGAGAAAUGGUCAAGAUGUAAGUGUCCUGUUCCACGAUAUAGUUUCUUAACAUCAAAUAUUGCUGAAUCGUUCAAUUCUCGUUUAUUGUGGGCAAGAAGGUUGCCCAUAUGUUCCAUGGUUGAGGCAAUCCGUCGUAUCAUAGAAAAGUGGUUCGAUGAAAGACAUGAAGCCGCCAAGUCAUUUUCUGCUGAUGUGACACCGGAAGCUCUAAGCAAGCUAACUGUUGAAUUGGAAAGAUCAAGGAGAUAUGAGGUCGUUCUCAUGUCACGUACUGCUUUCAAGGUUAAGAGUUCUAACAAGACUUUUAAAGUGAACCUUGAAACGCAUUCAUGCACGUGUGUGGAGUGGGAUACGAACAGGCUACCAUGCUCGCAUGCAGUUUCAGCCAUAAGACAUACAGGUGAUGAUAUAUCUAAGCAUGUGGGGGAUUAUUAUCAGGCUGCAAAAUUGCGCGAGGCAUACUCGUAUCGAGUUAAUUCAGUGCCCCCACUAGCUUCAUGGACGAUUCCUGCAAACCUUCAAGGUAUUGCCAUUGAUCCGCCUAAAAUCGGUAAACAAGCUGGACGUCCAAAGAGCACGCGCCAUCGGGCACCAACUGAAAGAACUACAUCAAGACGAAGAAAUGAAUCAGAGAAUGCUGCUUCAGGUAGCAGUAGCCGUGGCCCUCUAACAUGUAGCUUGUGUGGAUCUGAAUCGCACACUAUUGACAUAUGUCCUUAUUUGAUUCCCCGUGACUGA